Closterium sp. Naga37s-1 is the source of this 999-nucleotide messenger RNA. The record is from the annotation of a GenBank genome assembly. NCBI's taxonomy places the organism in Eukaryota, Viridiplantae, Streptophyta, Zygnematophyceae, Desmidiales, Closteriaceae.
AUGACACGUGCAACACGGCAAAAAGAAAAGGAGGAGGAACAGGCCAGACGUCGCGCGACAAGGAGGCUGUCUCAACAGACCGAUAGGGAGGGUGGUGGCGGCUCUAAAGGUACUAAUGCGCCCGCCGCGCGUGGCAGAGGGCUGAAAAAAUUGGCGGGAAAAAAGGCCGCCUUUGGACAGGAGAAGUCCGGCAAGAAGGCGGAAGAGAAGGGGAAGCAACCAACGCCACUCCCGUUGGCGGAGAGAGAGGGGUCGGCGACAGGGGGAAACCACGGCGACGCUCCCCGCGCCGAGCAUGCCGCAACCCAGGAGUGCAAGGCGGAGGCAUCCCAACACGGACUGACGCUGCUCCAGCCGACCGUGGUCGAAAUUUCUGCUGCCGUGGUGGAUAAGGCCAAGGCGGGGGAGCACGAUUCGAUGGAGGAUCUCCAACACAGCAUCGCCGACGUAGGUGGCUCUCCUCCUUCUGUUGGACGUGGGAGGCGUAGGCAGAGGAGGAGCGAUGGGGAAGAAAAGUAUGACACCGCCGUGCCCGGGGGCAUCAAUACGCGGUCGAAGAGGCGGCAGACAACAGGCGGUGCUGACGACGCCGGUGGUGCGGAAGUUGGGACAACGCGAGGUGCCAGGGAAGCAAGUGGCAAGGCGACGGGUCAUGCAUUGCGCAAGAAGGGCCGACCCGCAGCAAGGAGAACAUCCGGCGGAAGGAGUGUCAAGAAAGCAGCGAGGGGGAAGAGGCCAAAACGGGGUGAAGAAGACCCUGAUGAUGCGGAGGAGGAGGAUGAGGGGGAUGCGGGGGAUGAGGAGGAGGAGGCUGAUGAGGAGGAGGAUGCGGAGGAAGAGGAGGAUGAAGAGGAUGCGGAGGAGGAGGACGCGGAUGUUGGGGAGGAAGAAAAAGAUGAGCAUGAUGACGAGGAGGAGGAAGAGGAGGAGGAGGAGGAGGACGAGGAGGGGGGCGACGAGGAUGAGGAGGAGGAGGAGGAGGAGGAGGAGGAGGAGUAG